Molecule: messenger RNA, 2967 nt
Organism: Electrophorus electricus (electric eel)
Lineage: Eukaryota; Metazoa; Chordata; Actinopteri; Gymnotiformes; Gymnotidae
Source: RefSeq, a predicted model, not a curated record
CCCUGGGCUGGGCACGCUGCGCCUCUGACAUCAGGAUAGGGACUCCCUAAAAGAAAGGAGUGUCAACUUGAGUUCAUUGCCUACUUCGAAGGCGCGCGAUUGUUUGGCGAAUGAAAGCGCUCGUGACCUGUUGUGAGCUACCUUGCUGCCAUUCGCUGACAAACUACACUGUAAAGUGCACGAUUUACAGUCAAAAUGGAAGAGACCUCACAACAAACCUUACACAUGGUUUUACUUUACUGAAGGAACUGAACUCGCAGAGAAGAAUAGGACAGUUUUGUGACUGUGUUAUACAACUGCACAGCCAUCCUGGAAAACUGUUCUUGGCGCAUAAGAGCGUGCUUGCUGCGUUCAGUCCGGUCCUCGAUUCUCUUCUUCCGCGCCACGGCACACUGAUGGAGUUAGACUUACCCUGCCUCACUCCCGAAACCUUGGAUAAUCUAAAUCCACAGAGCCAAGAAGAGUCAGUGCGCACGGAAGCUUUUUGCCUGCAAAUGGAGCAACUGCAGCAGACCCUGAAGUGCAGGGAAAAAGCAACAGGGGAGAUCACAGUCCCUGUUCAGGGUAAACUCAGUCAAAAGAGAAGAUUUAUAGACUGUCAGUCUCUCAAUGAAAACCUUCCAGUCUCAGACCGAGCUGCACCAUCCUCCCCAACUUACGAAGUUGUUCCAGUCAUACGCCAUGUCAGGACAUCAGGAAAUGACAAGCGUUCACCACAAAGCCACUCGCGCAAUUGGCAUACCACCCUUGAUGCCGAGUGGCUUUUGCACGCUGAGGAACCUUCUCACCAUGGCAACCCCCAUGGCGUUCGUGUAUUAGAAAGUAGCUCUUCACAUUUGAAGCAAGACAAGAUCCUGCCAAUUCUGUAAGAGAGUUCACCAAACAACCUGCCGAGUGUGGUCAAUGAGCACGUCGAUUGUCAGUCUGGUAAGAGUGAACAGCUUCAGUCCAUGGUGUUUGAGAAUGCCUCUCAUACUGCCACUUGUCUCCGCCAAAACACCAACAAUAAAGAUCACUGCAUGGAGAGUGCUUAUACAACCACUAAAGAUUUAACUCCUGGCACUAAAUGCCAUCAGUCCAGUAAUCAAAGUUGUCCUCAGGUUUACAGGUGUGCUAGCAGUGGCAAUAGUAGAUGUGUUUCAGAUAUCAGGUCCUUUAAUACUUUCGAUUCAGGAAAAGGUGACCAACUUGUGGAAAUGUUCUCUAAUGCCUUUAAUGAUAAGACCUCAUGCAAUAUCUCUGGCAUGGGACCUACAGAUGGAUUUCAUUGUUGUGGUCAAUUUACCACAAAUUACUGUGAUGUCCCUUUGUGCUUGAAAAAUUCUAGUAGUGCUGACACUAGUGAUAUGAUGUGUGAAAAAAGAACUUCGGACCAAGAUGUGUGGCCUGAAGUCAACCAACUACAUACACAAAAAUCCAUGACUGAACAAAAGCCAUCAGAAAUGGGAACCACAGAAAAGAGUGCUGUGCAGAAAAACUUUGAAAGUGUCAACCAGGCUGAAAGCUACAAACUCUCCAUCCCAGGGAGAAAUGACACGAGUGUGUAUCAAGGUCAGGUGCGUUACCAUUGCUUCUUGGAGCGCCUGCACCCCUCUUCUGACUCAAGUGGCUUGGACGGUGAGCGACCACUCCCGCUCCCUGACCGCUGCAUCAGCCUGGAGGUGCUAUGCCAGCGCGCAAAGCCCCGCCCCUUCCAGUGCUCACUGUGCAAGCGGCCGUUUAGCCAGAGGGGCUAAACCGGCACGUACGUUCGCACCUGGGCGUGCGGCCAUACUCCUGCCCCCGCUGCACCAUGACCUUUUCCAGGCAGUACCGGGUCACAGAACACAUGCGUGUGCACCUGAGGAACUACGACACGCCGUCCACAGGCCACCUGAGCUUUGGCGACAUGCAGGUGGAUGUCUGAUGGAUGGGCUCGGCUCAAUUUAGCUCACAUGUAUUUGCACUAAGAUGUGCCAGUAGGUGGGGGUAGGCAUAUACUUAGAGCUAUGUGUCUCAUUGUAACCAUGAUGGUAUGUGUUUAAAUCUUGGUCUAAUUCAGGUUCACUAUGCGGCAUUGAAGGUAAAUGCUAAAGCUGUGGAAGGUGGCAGAAUAAACUUAUUCCUCACUGAUCACACUGGAAGAAAAAGAGAAUAAGGCAUGGUUGAAUACAUUAGAUCAGACCACAAGUGUUCAAAUUAGUACAUUAGUGUCUCAGAUGUUUAGUACACUGUUAAAGUAAAUUCAUGUGGAAUUUAUGUUCACAAUUCAAAUGAUUAAAUUGUCUGGAUGCUCUUUUUUGCAUUAAAUCUGGGGUAAACACUGAAUCUUUGAAAAAGACCCCUAACAAUAUAGAAGCCAGUGGGCACAAUGAUUUCAUUAUGCAUGCACAUUCUAUAACGUUUGAGUGCCUGCUAUUGUGCUUGAAUUAUUUGAUAAAGCAUAGAAAAAUAAUUUUAAUUCUGAUUUGUUACUAGCAUUAACUGUCACUACUUAUCAGUCAAUUUACAUUUGCACAUCCCUUUGAAAUGUCCUCAUUUGGGUCAAUUUGAGCAAAUUUGAAAUACAACACAAUUUUAAACAAAUAUUGAUUUAUUUAGUUAUUUUAACUUUACAGGGGCUUUCAUAACCCAAUGACAUAGUCAGCAUCAGUCUACAACACAGCAAAGCAGUGUCUGACAUUUAAAAGACUGCUGUGUGUAUCAGAGACUGGUGUAGUGUGAUGGUAUUCCAGUUGGUGGUAAUCAAACACUGGUUGUUUUGCCAUGCAUACACAGUAAGAUUCUUAUGAAAAACAAGAUUAUAGUAUGAAAAAUAUUUUGUUUUAACAUGCCAAGCCAAAGAUAUUUUAUGUAGGGUAAAUGUGAAUUUAGAGUUUCAAAGCAAGUAUUCUUAACACUGUUGGGCAUUAACAAUUGUUCCUUCUCAUUUCUGUAAUAAUAAAAAAAAUAAUAAUAAUAAUAAUAAUUAAAAAAAAUAAUAGCAAA